AUGGACGACGACGAGGAAAUGAAUGCAGAGAUGGCGGCCGCCAUGGGCUUCUCGAGCUUCGGCGGCCCAAAGUCAAACAAGCGCCGCAAGUUCAACCCUGGCGCCGACGCUGUGGUAGUCUCGUCCGCCACGUCCACACUUCCCCUUCACCCCCAAGAAGCGACCUCAGGGUCCAAUAUGACGCCACUGGGUGUCCGAAACCCCAACAACGAUGAGAUCGAUCUAGGUCUCGACGAGCAGCGACCAGAGUCAGCUGCUGACGAUGGGCCAGCAGAUGGAGAAGGUCAGGAUCCCAAUGGCGACGACCCGGAGCCACAAUACCUCGACACGUCGCGCCCAUCUGCCCCCAUUGCCACCGAUAUCGAGAACGAGGUUCAAUCCAAGAUCGACUCCAUACUAGGAUUUACACCUACCCAAGAAUAUUCCAGUCUAUCUUCGUUGCUUCCCACGCGAGGUGGAAUUGGAGGUCGGGGCGGUCGCGGGGGACAUCGAGCCAACCGAGGUCAAGAUCGGGAGCAGGGGAAGAAGUGGUGGGAGGACUAUUACGACCCAAACUUCAAUGUCAACCCUUGGGAGCAUCUGGAGCGUACCAAGGGUCUUGAAUCCCGGGGUUCGUGGAUGUCCUGGGAAGAAUCGAAGGCCACAAAAGGUUGA
Messenger RNA from Anthostomella pinea, 654 nucleotides. Lineage: Eukaryota; Fungi; Ascomycota; Sordariomycetes; Xylariales; Xylariaceae. The record is from the annotation of a GenBank genome assembly.